AGUGGUAUUGGUGCAUGUACAUACUGGUCGAUAUAUUGACGGUAUUGACAGGAGUCUUGUCAUCUGUCAAAUGUGUGCAAAUGUGUCAUCAACAAUAAAACUUGUCAAAACAAACAAAAAAAAAAACACCUAAAUUUCGAACAAAAAUUAAAUUUCGUAAGAAAUACUAUGACAACAAAGUUUAUCAAAUAAAAAAAUUGAUUCUAGUUAAACAAACAAUAAAUAAUUAAAAAUGUAUGAUUGGCAAGUACUGGGUGGUGGUUUAAGUGUAAGAUACUGAUAAAAAUAACAAGCUGCAAUAAAAAAAAUUCGCAGCAACAAAUAAACACUUAAAAAAAUACUAAAAAAAACAAUAAACAAGAUGUUGUUAAUAUUUAAUAGCGUUAAAUCAACAUUACUAUUAUUGUUGAUAUAUUUAUUAUCAAUAAUAAUUGUUGAGUCAACUCAUAUAAGUGGUACAUUCAAUACAAAUGAAUUUUUUAGAUUUUUAAAUAAAUAUGGUUUUCAACAAAUGGAUAUCCAUUCACCAAAAGAUUCAUAUGGCUAUAUAUUUGGUAAUAUAACAUCUAAAAAAAAUACAACAAAACAAAUAACACUAUCUGUACUUGAUAGAAAUUUGUUUUUACAAUAUUAUGGUAAUAGAACAAUUAAAAAUAAAACAUUAGCAUGUGAAUUGAUGUUUAAAAACAUCAACGAAAGUUCAUAUGAUUCUGAGUGUAAUAUCGAUGGAAAAGAUUUACUAAGAAAAAUACCAUGUCCAAAAGGUAAAUUAUGUCAAGAUGAAGAUUUACCAUGGAAUGUGAUAAAAAAUCAUCAAUUUACAUAUGUCAUUACUAAAAAACAACCUGGUUUUCGAUAUGUCAGUUUGGUUGCUUGUUAUCGUAACAAACAAACAUGCCAGUGGGAAUGGUACAAUGAAAGUUUAGAUAUUGAUUAUGAUAUAUGGCUGGUUAAUGGAAAUCCAAAUAAUAGUGGUUCACAUAGCUUGACGUAUCAAUUUUCUUAUGAUCGUCAAAAUACCCUGGAACUGUAUUUAUUAUUUUUUUUGUGUUAUAUUAUAUUGGUGCCAUUACAAUUGUAUGCUGUUAGAUUGCAAAGACAUCCAGUUACCAGAUUAUUUACUGCUAGUUUGUUACUUGAAUUUUUGGCAAUAUGUUUGAUACUUAUUCAUGUUGUUAAAUUUGCAUUUGAUGGAGUUGGAUAUGAACAGCUGGAAGUUGCUGGUGAUAUUUUUGAUAUUUUAUCAAGGACAACAUUUAUGUUGUUGCUACUUUUAUUGGCAAAAGGAUGGGCAGUUACAAGAAUCGAACUCACAUGGAAACCAUUAGUAUUUUUCAUUUGGUUUUGUUAUGGAGUUGUUCACAUAUUGUUGUAUGUUUGGAACAUGACUGAAGUUGAUAUUGUCGAGGACAUUGAUGAGUACCAAACAUGGCCUGGAUGGUUCAUGAUACUAUUUCGAAGUGCAAUAAUGAUUUGGUUCAUUUUUGAGCUUCGUAAUACAAUGACUUACGAGCAUAAUACUCAAAAAUUAAAUUUUCUUCUUCACUUUGGAGCAUCAGCACUUGUCUGGUUCAUUUAUUUACCAAUAAUUGCUAUAAUUGCUUUGCAAAUAAGUCCACUGUGGAGGUUUAAAUUUUUACUUGGAAUAACAUAUUCUGCUGAUUGCUAUGCCUAUUGUGUGAUGGCACAUUUACUAUGGCCAACACGAAGUGAACAAUAUUUUUUACUUGCACAAGGCACAGACAAUGCUGAUGAGCUUGAUGAGUUUAAUGAAGCUCCACAUAUUUUAAAUAAUUACGUUGAGCCACCAGAACUCGGUAAAAUAUUAGCAUAAAAAUUUCAUUUUAAACAAUUUUUUUAUUGUUGUAUAUAUCAACAAAUAAAUUAAAACGAGUGUGAUGUAAUUUUGCCAAACUUUUUUUUUUUUAAUUUUUAAAAAACAAUUUUAAAAAUUUCAAAAUCAACUCGUGCUUAUAUGAGACUGAUGUACCUCUGCACGUCCAUUCAUAUAUUUUAUCAUUUUUUUUUUUUUUUUUCAAAUGGUAUUUUAUUGCCUUGUGCACUGUCAAUUUAUAAAAUUUUUGCAAAUUAGAUUUUUCAAAUUACUAUCACAUUUUAUGUCUGUCAGCAAAAAAAAAUUAUGUAAAUUAAAAUUUUCUAAUUUUACGAGAUUAUUAAUUAUAAAUUACCCAAGUAAAUUGUUUUUUUUUUUUUUGUUUUAAUUUAAACAAAAAAAAAAAGAAUGUCGUUGCUCAAGAAUUUUAAAUAAUGAGAUUUCGUUUUAAAUUUAAUUUUUAAUUAAUAAUUAUCUUCACGUCCAUUGAGAUAAUCUAUAUAUUUUAAAAAUAGAAAUUAAUGAACACUAGAAAAUUAGCUAAGUAAAAUACAUCAUUGUUGUAGAGUUAAAAGGAUGCAAGUGCUAUUUUUUUUUUAUAGAAAUAAUUUCGAUUUUAAAAUGAGAUUGUCGAAAUUUUUUGUGGCAAUUAUUUAUUAAACAAAUUAAAACAAUUAAAAUGAGUUUCUAUUGUUUAUGUUUUUUUUAUAAACAAUAAAUCAAUUUAGCGUUGCUGGGAUUUUCUAUAUUUCUCUGUAUAAAUAUUUUUUUUUAAUUCGAAAAAAUGAUUACUUUAAAAUUACUUAAAUAAAAUUUGUUAGUCAGUAUUUUAUUUAAACAAUUAUUAUUUAAUUAUUAAAAAUUACACAACCAAAAUCAAAAAGGCAUCAGUUUCUUUUUUUACAUGAAGAAAAAAUUUCUAAAUCUUUAGAAAAAAUUGCCAUAGAAAUUUGAUGAACGUCUUUUGAUUUUAACUUUUUACUUUUUUUUUUUUCUUUGGCACUUGGGCUUUUUUAACUCUACAACAAUGACCUGUAAUUAACUAAUAACAAUUAUAUGAAACAAUUAAAAUUAAUGCUGGCUAAUCAUGCAAUUUAGAAUUGUUGGUGAUAAAAAAAUAAUAAUAAUAAAAAAUAAUGAAUUAAGUAGAAUUUAGUUUUAUAAAAUAAAUACCUCGUAAAUUAUAAAAAUUAUCAAAUAAUAAUAAUCAGUAUAAAUUAUUAAUUAAUAAAUCUAAUUUUACCCAA
Molecule: messenger RNA, 3081 nt
Organism: Aphidius gifuensis
Lineage: Eukaryota; Metazoa; Arthropoda; Insecta; Hymenoptera; Braconidae
Product: transmembrane protein 145
Exons: 5
Coding region: 362-1834 (490 amino acids)
Biological process (GO): G protein-coupled receptor signaling pathway; response to pheromone
Source: RefSeq, a predicted model, not a curated record